CCCUCGUCCACGACAUUGAAUAUCCCCGCCCGCGAGCUGCGUUGAUCGGCUGAAUGGUCAGGAUGCCCCCCGCGCCCGAUGGCAAGAUCUACUCCGCCACGUAUAGCAAUGUGCCGGUGUACGAGCUUCAAGUGGCCGGCCAUUUUGUGAUGCGGCGCCGCGCCGACGACUGGAUCAAUGCAACGCACAUCCUCAAGGUAGCCGACUACGACAAGCCCGCGCGCACCCGCAUUCUCGAGCGCGAGGUGCAGAAGGGCGUCCACGAGAAGGUGCAGGGCGGCUACGGCAAGUACCAGGGCACAUGGAUCCCGCUGCACGACGGCCGCAUGCUCGCCGAGCGCAACGGCGUCCUCGAGAAGAUGCUGCCCAUCUUCGACUACAUCCCCGGCGACAGGAGCCCCCCGCCUGCGCCCAAGCACGCGACGGCUGCCUCGAGCCGCCCCAAGGCUGCGCGCGCGACCGCCGCCGCCCAAGCUAGAGCAAACGGCGAGGCUGACGAGUGCGCAGCCUUUGUGUCCAAUUCUCAAUCGCAGAUAGGCGACGAUCCCUACGAAGCGCCAGCCCAGGCACCGCAGAUCUACCGCGACGAGACGCCCGACAAUGUGACUGUGGUGUCGGAGAGCAUGCUGGGCGACCAGGACAUGCUCUCCGCGUCGCAGUAUUCCGCCAGCAGCCGGAAGCGCAAGCGGGGCGUCGACCAGAUGUCGGUUGAGGACACGCAGCACCAGAUGUGGGCAGACGCACUGCUCGACUACUUUAUGCUCCUCGACUCUGACGAGGGCUUCGUCGCGCCGCCUGAACCGCCCCCCAGCGUCAAUCUCGACCGCGCCAUCGACGACAAGGGGCACUCGGCGAUGCACUGGGCAGCAGCCAUGGGUGAUCUCGAAGUAGUCAAGGAGCUCAUCCGGCGCGGCGCGCGCAUAGAUUGCGCCUCGAACAACCUCGAGACCCCGCUGAUGCGCGCUGUCAUGUUCACCAACAACCACGACAAGGGCACCAUGCAGAGCAUGAUCAAGAUCUUCCAGCAGACGGUGGUCCGAACCGACUGGUUCGGCAGCACCGUGUUCCACCACAUCGCAGCGACCACGAGCAGCUCAAACAAAUACUCGUGCGCGCGCUACUAUCUAGACUGCAUCAUCAACAAGCUGUCAGAAACAUGGAUUCCAGACGAGGUCACCCGGUUGUUGAAUGCGCAGGACAAGAAUGGAGACACCGCUAUCAUGAUAGCUGCACGACAUGGCGCGCGGAAGUGUGUACGAAGUCUGCUGGGGCGCAACGUCUCCGUCGACAUACCGAACAAGAAGGGCGAGACAGCGGACGAUCUCAUCCGCGAGCUGAACCAGCGACGGCGGAUGCACGGCCGGCCACGGCAAGCAUCGUCAUCGCCUUUUGCGCCGCCACUAGACCAGAGGAUGAACGGACACGGAUCCCAUCUAGACGACCUGGUCCCCUCGCUGUCAUUACCUUUCCCCAGCCUCUCAACCCGCGAAUCGCAGCGCACCGAGUACCGCUCGCAAACAGCCUCCCAUCUCAUGACCAAGGUGGCGCCCACGCUGCUCGAGAAAUGCGAAGAGCUCGCCGCAGCCUACGAAGCGGAACUGCAAGAAAAGGAAGCAGAGUCGCUGGACGCAGAACGCGUGGUCAAGAAGCGGCAGGCGGAGCUCGAAGCCACGCGCAAGCAGGUGUCGGAGCUCAUGGGCAUGCACAACGGGCUGCACAUCGACCUGGGCGACGACGAGGCGGACCGGCAGCAAGAAGAUGAGCUGCGGAUGCUGGUCGAGGAGGCGGAGUCUCUCCUCGAAAUCGAGCAGAUGACGGAGCUCAAGCGCAUAUGCGCCGCUGCACCACAGGCGAAUCCCAACUCGCCCAUCGACCUCGCGGAGAAGAUGCGGUUAGCACUUCUGCUGCACCGGGCGCAGCUGGAGCGGCAGGAGCUGGUGCGGGAGGUAGUAGGGAAUCUGUCGGUUGCGGGCAUGGGGGAGAAGCAGGGCGUGUACAAGAGCUUGAUUGCGAAGGCGAUUGGGGAGCGCGAGGAGGACAUCGAGUCGAUGCUGCCCGAGAUCCUCAAGGAGCUGGAGGAGGAGGAGACGCAGGAGCGGGCGGAGGGUUUGGAGCAGAGUCCCGUGUAG
Molecule: messenger RNA, 2129 nt
Organism: Paraphaeosphaeria sporulosa
Lineage: Eukaryota; Fungi; Ascomycota; Dothideomycetes; Pleosporales; Didymosphaeriaceae
Product: apses-domain-containing protein
Exons: 3
Coding region: 54-2129 (691 amino acids)
Cellular component (GO): SBF transcription complex; MBF transcription complex
Molecular function (GO): transcription regulator activity; protein binding; DNA binding
Source: RefSeq, a predicted model, not a curated record